AUGGUGGAAAAUGCGAGUCUGGAGAGAGACGAGCAGUACGUUUAUCUCGGACAUGUUCUAUCCUUUGGCAAAGAGCAUCAGCCUAAGAAGAUGUCAAAAAGAAUACAGCUCGCAUGGGUUGCGUUUGGCAAGUUAAAUGACAUACUUAAAUCAGACAAUGUUCCACAGUGUCUGAAGACCCGCCUGUUAAAUCAAUGUCUUCUGCCCACCAUGACGUAUGGCGAAGACAUAGACGCUCACGCAGAAGUAUACAUGUUGAAAGUUGAAAAGAGAACCAUGGAGCGCGCCAAGCUCGGCAUCCGCCUUGUAGACCGAGUUGCGAACGUUGAGAUACAACGACAAACGAAAUUCCAGGAUGCUGGAACUCGGAUCAUGGAACUCCAAUGGGGUUGGACGGGACACAUAGCAAGGUAG
Molecule: messenger RNA, 414 nt
Organism: Hyposmocoma kahamanoa
Lineage: Eukaryota; Metazoa; Arthropoda; Insecta; Lepidoptera; Cosmopterigidae
Exons: 1
Coding region: 1-414 (137 amino acids)
Source: RefSeq, a predicted model, not a curated record